AUGUCAAACCUCUCCGUUCCUUUACAGACCCCCAAUGGUCAUAGGUAUAAUCAACCCACAGGGCUUUUUAUCAACAACGAAUUUGUGAAGUCGUCCACUGGGCAGAAGAUCACAUCCAUAAGUCCUUCUUCUGAAGCUGAAAUUGUUUCAGUCUAUGCAGCCAGUGGACAAGAUGUUGACACAGCGGUUCGGGCUGCGCGGAAGGCACUCAACGACAAGUCUUGGAAAUUGAUGUCGGGAACGGAAAGAGGGAAGCUGAUGGCCAAACUGGCAGAUCUGAUCGAAUCCAAGAAGGAACUUCUGGCUUCGACCGAAGCUUGGGAUAACGGUAAACCAUAUGCGGUGGCACUGGAGGAAGAUCUCCCAGAAACCUUCAACACAAUUCGUUAUUAUUCUGGUUGGGCAGACAAACUCCAUGGCCAAGUCAUCGGCGGCAUACAAGGAAAGUUUGCCUACACUAUUCGGCAACCGAUUGGUGUUGUCGCACAGAUCAUUCCAUGGAACUAUCCCCUAUCGAUGGCGGCAUGGAAACUUGGGCCGGCUCUGGCAUGCGGCAAUACAGUUGUUCUCAAACCUGCUGAGCAGACCCCGGUCAGUAUCUUGUUACUUGCCGAACUGAUCAAGGAAGCUGGGUUCCCGCCAGGAGUUGUCAACAUCGUCAACGGCCUAGGCCGCGAGGCUGGCUCCGCCUUGGUCCAGCACCCCGAUGUUGAUAAAGUGGCAUUCACCGGUUCUACGGCUACAGCUCGCGAGAUCAUGAAGAUGGCAGCCGGAACGCUAAAAAAUAUUACUCUUGAGACAGGAGGCAAAUCUCCGCUGCUUGUCUUCAACGACGCCGACCUCGAAGAAGCUGUUAAAUGGUCACAUAUCGGUAUAAUGUCCAACCAAGGGCAGAUCUGCACCUCAACUUCGCGUGUCCUUGUGCAGGAGGACAUUUAUGACAAGUUUGUCGCCGCAUUUGUGGCACACACGAAAAACACUAGUGUUGUGGGUGAUCCAUUCAACAAAGAUACAUUCCAAGGUCCACAAGUCACCAAAUCUCAGUAUGACAAGAUCUUGUCGUAUGUCAAGAUUGGAAAGUCGGAGGGAGCCACGCUCGCUGCUGGUGGCGAGGCACAUCGUGGUGAUGGAGGUAAAGGCUUUUACAUCCAGCCCACGAUCUUCACCAACGUUAAAGAAGACAUGAAGGUCUAUCGCGAGGAGAUAUUCGGGCCAGUAGUUGUUGUGACCAAGUUCUCGGAUGAGGAUGAUGCCAUCAGACGAGCCAAUGAUACUACUUAUGGAUUGGGAGCCGCAGUCUUCACUCGGGACAUUGAAAAGGCGCACCGUGUCGCCGCAGAAAUCCAAGCGGGCAUGGUAUGGGUGAAUAGCUCACAAGACUCGGACUACCGAGUGCCGUUUGGCGGUGUGAAGCAAAGUGGCAUUGGUCGGGAGUUAGGUGAGGCUGGUCUCAAGGAGUACAGUCAAGUCAAGGCCAUCCAUGUCAACAUGACGAGCCGGGAUUGUAAGCUGUAA
This is a messenger RNA of Exophiala bonariae, 1515 nucleotides long. RefSeq lists its product as uncharacterized. NCBI's taxonomy places the organism in Eukaryota, Fungi, Ascomycota, Eurotiomycetes, Chaetothyriales, Herpotrichiellaceae. The coding region runs from base 1 to 1515 and encodes 504 amino acids. Gene Ontology annotation, molecular function: aldehyde dehydrogenase (NAD+) activity. Gene Ontology annotation, biological process: polyamine catabolic process. The record is from RefSeq and is a predicted model, not a curated record. The transcript has 2 exons.